UGUCCCACAGAGCGGAAGUGCGUCACUGAGGCGGGUUUUUUUGGAUUGAUAUUGGCAUCCCGACCGGGAUUUCAGUGACAGCCCCGGGUGAACAACUCGCCGCGUCCCCUGGUGUAUGGAGCGCUUUGUGCUGUGCAUUCACUGGGAGAGGAGGGCGGAGAGUGGCGCUGAGCAGCACCGAGUCCCCCAAGGUUUGGCCUAUGCUCAGGAUAUAUACACCCAGCUGAAGGAAUACUCCACAAAAUAUACAAGCACUUUUCCAGCCUGCUCACUGACCGGUAACCCAGGAACAAGGAAGUGGUUCUUUGCGCUUCAGUCACUUUAUGGUUCUUUUCAGUUCUGCAGUUCAGAUUGGGAUGACCUCUGUCCAGCAGUUACAACAGAAGAUAAUGAAGAGCCUGUUCAGACUGCACUAGAUGAAUGCUUAGAAGCACUGCAGUUCCCAGAUGGGGAAGAUGACAACAGCAGAGACUCCAUUUCUCAAACGAAUUUAUUUGAAGAAGCUGCAGAAUUACUUCACCAGUUGUCAGACAAACUUCCUGCACCUGGUCGAGCUUUGGUGGAUGUUCUGCUGUUCACUCCAGAGGCUCCAAAGUUAAAAGACUGUUUGUCUGCAAUUGGGGCCAUAAAGCACCUGAAAGAAUGGCAUUCAGCCAAGAUAACCAUUGUUUCAAAGGAUUGCAAAGGAUGGCAGAAGAUAGCGAAGUUUCUCUCAGCAAAUGUUGUGGAAUCAGCCUGUCCUAAGGAAUUAAUUGACUCGCAUGAAUUAUGGAGGGGAAACAUAGAGAUCAGUGAGAGAAAGUUUACAUCUGAAGUUGAAUUUCCAGAAUUUUGUUUACGAUCUGUCUCUGAUGACAAGUUUCCUUAUUUUGAACAUAAUGGCGAUGACAAAAACAAGGCUGUGUUAUUACCAGAGGUUUUUCAUUACUACGGUACAUCGCUGGAGUAUGUCCAGAUGGUGGCGCUUUCAGAGAUCCCUUCUUACUUUGUAUCGGAUUCUGUGUUUGAACUUAUAACAAGGAAUGCUCUGCAAGGAAAAUCUAAGCUGAUGUUGGACCAGCUGUGCUCCCUGACUGACAAGGUAGGGGCUAUAUUCAUGUUAUCAUGCAAUGUCUGCAGCCUGCCAAAUCCACCGGCACUUCAACGCAGCUCAAAGAAAUGGAGAGAGUAUAUGUCUAGGAAACCUAAAGACAUUAAAGUUCCAGGAGUAGAGUUAAAAGGAGAGUAUUGCAGUUACUACUUCUUAAUUCAAGGCAAAGGCUCCGGAUUCUGUAAGGCAACAUUGUUACAUUCCGCCAGCCAGAUCAGCGGGGCAGCUUCCUUGGUCUUGUUGCAUCAGAGGUUGAAUAAUUACCAACCAGGCAAUAUGGCAGAAGGAACUUCAGAGAUUUUAGAUUCUGUUCCCCAUUUUCGCGGAGAGCAGAUUGCUGUGAGAGAGCGAAUACUAGCUCGGGCUCAGGCACUAGCUGUGAAUGAGUAUCUAAAAAGACAUGAAGCCCUGCCGCAUCCGUCAGUGUCUCAUGUUAACAAUCUCAGGACACUGUUAGCAGUUACAAGGGAACGUGUCAUUGGAGACUGUGAGAGCAGGUUAGAUGGUGUAUCCUACAAAAAUCUGCAGAAUAUCACUGUUUCUACACCAACUGUUUCAGAAUCGGAAGCAAUGAUAUCUAACCCUGCAGACUGGCCUGAAAGAAAUGUUCUUCAGAAUUUGGAAAAUUUUGAAAAAGUAAAACAGAGGUUAAGGGCAUCCAUACUUUCCAGUUCAGCAGAACAGCUGCUUGGGCGUAAGGAUGGACUGAAGGAAGGAAUGACUUUGCUCGAUGCUAAAGAACUAUUGAAAUAUUUUACUCCACAAGGUAUUGCUGUUGGGGAGCUGCAGCCUUUACAAGUUCAACGCGGUGACAAUGCAUUCCUUCUAACUCCAAAACUUACCCCAAAGAAAUUAAAAGGUUUACCCUUUGAAAAAGCUGCUGAGUGCCAUUAUCACGGUCUAGAAUAUUGCCUCGACAACAGAAAGGCCCUUGAUCGAGAUGUGGCGUUUUCCGAACUACAGUCCCGCCUUAUUCGCUAUGAAACCCAGACGACUUGCACAAGGGAGUGCUGCCCUGUUCCAUUUGCUUUAAGCCCCCUUCCUUCCCCUGCUGUCCUCUCGGAGCCAGGCAGUGUGCCUGAUGGAGAAUCCAUACAAACUGAGCUUAGGGGAGAGCCAUUACUGCUGAAACGGCGCUCAAGGGACUUAGAUGGACUGUAUGCCAGCAAGAGACUUGCAAAAUCAGGAAGUUCUGAUUCUUUGGUGUCACUUGCAAGCGAAGGUAGUGGGCAUCAGCCGCCGACUAGAGCCACAAGACUGCGGCCGGAAAGAGCAGCUUCAUCCACUUCAGCGGUUCAGCCACCUAGCGCAAGGGUCCAAAUGGCACCAAGUGUACCAGCUCAAUCAAAGCAAAGCACUCAUCCCGACCUGGAACAGAAGGAGUCUAGAUCCCAAAAACACAAUCGGAUGCUGAAAGAAGUGGUUUCAAAAACCCUUCAGAAAUAUGGCAUUGGCGUGGAACAUCCAUGUUAUGCAGCCUGCAACCAGAGAUUGUUUGAUAUAUCAAAGUUCUUUUUAAAGGAUCUGAAAACAUCAAGAGGUCUGUUAGAUGAAAUGAAGAAAGCUGCAAGUAACAACGCCAAACAGGUGAUUCAGUGGGAACUGGACAAGCUAAAGAAGAAAUAACCCCAAGAAUCCUCUGUCCUUCCCGUACUACUGCAAUGUAGGGUUGUGGAGGUGCAGAGCUCUGAGAGCACAGGGGUAACACAAGGAGGGAGGACCAAUUAUGCACAUUUAAUCUUCUUCAUAUUUAUUUGUAUAUAAGUAUUAAGCCUGAUUUAAUAUACAAAGCAGUCAGGGGUAAAUGGACACCAGCACUGCAAAUAGGAACCCCAUCCCCUCCAGAACCCAAAAUAUAUCUGCACUCCAAGUAGAUGUGAAGCAGAGGAGACCCCUGCAUGUUUAACCAGCCGAGUAGUGAUGUUACCCCAGUACCCCUAGUCACACUGUUAUGUUCCUAUGGUGAGUCAGGCCAGGAUGAUAAAGCAGUGUUUACUGUAACCUACUUCCUUAUUACACUUUGGCUUCCUUGAAUAAUAUGAUAAUAUGAGCUGUAUAUUAUAAAUACAAUUUGUAAAUGUUUGCUUUUUUAAAAUUAAAAUAUAUUUUUUUUCCUUAAUAAACA
Molecule: messenger RNA, 3215 nt
Organism: Xenopus tropicalis (tropical clawed frog)
Lineage: Eukaryota; Metazoa; Chordata; Amphibia; Anura; Pipidae
Gene: mtbp
Product: MDM2 binding protein
Exons: 22
Coding region: 116-2716 (866 amino acids)
Biological process (GO): regulation of protein ubiquitination
Source: RefSeq, a predicted model, not a curated record